AUGAAUACCCAUGGGAUUAUUAUUCCGUUGCAUCCUUUGGACUGUCAUUGGUCCAGGCGAGUGAAUGUUUACGACAUUGAUUAUCUUGUCGUAUUUUUAUUAUUUGCUUGGGUUUAUCAUUCGCUUAAACAACAUCGGUGGUUUACAACUUGUGUCGAUGGACGACCAACCGCAAACUUUGUCGGGAACUGUAUUCCAGACAUAAAAAGGCUGCUGGAAUUAAUGAAGCCUGAAGUUUCUACCAAAACUGGAAAGCAAAUAUGA
Molecule: messenger RNA, 264 nt
Organism: Fasciola hepatica (liver fluke)
Lineage: Eukaryota; Metazoa; Platyhelminthes; Trematoda; Plagiorchiida; Fasciolidae
Source: the annotation of a GenBank genome assembly